This is a messenger RNA of Lindgomyces ingoldianus, 204 nucleotides long. RefSeq lists its product as uncharacterized. Bases 1 to 204 code for a protein of 67 amino acids. Lineage: Eukaryota; Fungi; Ascomycota; Dothideomycetes; Pleosporales; Lindgomycetaceae. The transcript is spliced from 3 exons. The record is from RefSeq and is a predicted model, not a curated record.
AUGAUUAGAAACCUACCGCUCGCUCGCACGGAAGGCGACCAACUAACACCCCCUACCCCCCUAGGGAUCUAUCGCUCGCACAAAAGGCGAUCAACCAACACCCCGCCUUGGACUAACUGCCCGCACAAAGGCGGUCCACCACUAAUACCCCCUCUAGUUGCCCGCACAAAGGGCACCCCUAACACCUUACCCCCCCUUAAUUAA